AUGGCUGACAGACCUAUACCUGAACGUGUGAAACUAGAUGAUCCAGAUUUUGAACGUAAAGUGAUGCGAAUGUUGGAGUCUCUGGAUUCAGAUGUUGAGCUAUCGGAAAUAGAAGAAGACGAUCAAUAUUCAGAAAGCGAACACGAUACAGAUUCAGCCAUUUCUGCAGAUGAAGAUGGACCCGCCAGUGAAGGAAGCGUUCGUUCAAGUGAAUCAGAAGGUAACGACGAGAAUGAACUAAGUAUGGAUGUCAGGUACUUUUAUGACAAAAAUAGGUUUAAAUGUUUGGCAAAUCCUCCGAAUAGAAAUGUGAGAACUCCGGCGCAUAAUAUCAUCAAGGUACCAACAUCUAGGUCUUCUGCAACAAAAUUAGAUCCUCUGACUGCCUUCAUGUCCAUAUUUACGGAGGAAAUGAUGGAUCAAAUUCAGGAAUGGACCAACAAAAGGAUACAGAGCUCUAGAGUGGUUCAGGUGUAG
Acanthoscelides obtectus is the source of this 477-nucleotide messenger RNA. Lineage: Eukaryota; Metazoa; Arthropoda; Insecta; Coleoptera; Chrysomelidae. The record is from the annotation of a GenBank genome assembly.